This is a messenger RNA of Erigeron canadensis, 1654 nucleotides long. RefSeq names its product protein WHAT'S THIS FACTOR 1, chloroplastic. Bases 78 to 1526 code for a protein of 482 amino acids. NCBI's taxonomy places the organism in Eukaryota, Viridiplantae, Streptophyta, Magnoliopsida, Asterales, Asteraceae. The transcript has 2 exons. The record is from RefSeq and is a predicted model, not a curated record. Gene Ontology annotation, molecular function: RNA binding.
GUUUUCAUUUCUGAACUUCUCACAGAUAUUUGAAGCACUCUUAUUAUCAUCACAAAAUUAUUUUUCCGGAAUUUGAGAUGGAACUGUCUCUCCCUCAUCCCGUGGUUUUUACGACUGAUAAAUCUGUUUUUUCACUAAAAUCAGAUUUUCUCCCUUCAGCUUCUUUCUUCAAGUCAGAAUCUGGCAAGAGAGAUUAUAACAAGGUAUGGAAGUCACGAAACCUCUCAUUUACCAUCAUUGCAUCUAUCAAACAUGUCCGUGAUCCAUCACUAGACAAGCAUGUAGUGAAGCAAAAUAAGAUCCGUUUUGUGCAAAAGCUCAAAACUUUACUCCUUUCUAAACCGAAACACUAUAUGCCACUUCAUAUCCUUGGUAAAUGCAGGUCCUAUUUAUCCCUUUCAAAGCCUCGAUCACUUGUAUCUAUGAUCCACCGUUACCCAACCAUAUUUGAACUAUUCACUAUACCUUUACCUCCCACACCAUUCAACGCAACAAAAACACUUCCCCAACUAUGUGUCCGGCUUACUCCAGCUGCCGCAUCUUUGGCAAGUGAAGAAGCUAAACUCAAAACUGCUAUGUCCAACUCCUUAGCCAAUAAACUUCAAAAACUUCUUAUGCUUUCCUCUCAUAACAGGCUCCUUUUGUCAAAGUUGGUUCACAUUGGCCCUGAUCUUGGCCUCCCUACUAAUUUCCGGUCCCGUCUUUGUAACGAGUACCCGGAUAAAUUUAAGAUUGUUGACACCUCUUAUGGGCGUUCUCUUGAGUUGGUGUCAUGUGACAUUGCUCUGGCUAAUCCACUGCCUUUUCCUGAUAUAAAACCUCUUGGCUUGAUAGUAGACAGACCAUUAAAGUUCAACCGUUUGAGACUUCGUAAGGGGAGGAAUAUAAAGAGACAUCAUGAGGAAUUCUUGAUUAAGUUCAAAGAAAUAACGGAUGUGUGUCCAUAUCGUACAAAUGUUGCAGAGUUCCCAAAAGAAUCUAUCAAGGCAGAAAAGAGGGCUUGUGAUGUAGUAAGGGAGAUAUUAGGUAUGAUGGUUGAAAAACGAACAUUAGUCGAUCAUUUGACACAUUUUCGGAAAGAGUUUGGUCUGUCAAACCAGUUGAGAGCUAUGCUGUUGAGGCACCCAGAAUUAUUUUAUGUGAGCUUGAAGGGCCAGAGGGACUCGGUUUUUCUGGUGGAGGGGUAUGAUGACAAGGGUACACUUUUAAAGAAAGAUGAAUCAUCUAUAAUAAAAGAUUUGUUAUUGGACAUGGUUAAGGAAGGGAAAUGGAUGAGGCGAGAGAGAAGGAACGAUGUUGAAAAUGGCUUUAGUUAUGAAACUCCUAUAGUUACAGAAGAGCAUGGCAGUCUUGAUGAGGCUGAUGAUGAUCUUAUUGACGGCUUGGAUGACUUAUUUGAAUCUGACGUUUAUGGUUUAGAGAACAUCGAAGGAGAAGAAGAUAUUUUAAAUGUUGAUUCAAUGCAUCUAGCUGAGGAAGAAGAGUUUUGGUAUAGCAAGGACAGUCAAUCUUUAGAACCUUGGUGAUCACAGCUACUAAUUUUGUAAGUAGGUGGAUCAGUUCAAUCUGUCGUGGAAUGAUAUAUAGAAUUUGAUGUUAUUACUAACGUGUUGCUUAUUGGUCAAUGGAGCAUUAAUGGAUUUAAUUUUAAUGA